Cryptococcus deneoformans JEC21 is the source of this 3170-nucleotide messenger RNA. RefSeq lists its product as hypothetical. Bases 1761 to 2594 code for a protein of 277 amino acids. Gene Ontology annotation, molecular function: nucleic acid binding. Lineage: Eukaryota; Fungi; Basidiomycota; Tremellomycetes; Tremellales; Cryptococcaceae. The transcript is spliced from 6 exons. The record is from RefSeq and is a predicted model, not a curated record.
AAACAAUACUUUCAUUUAGUACUCUCCCACAACAACUCCCUCGUAUCUCUCAAGGAGCAGAUUAGUGCUGGUUUGGUGCAAUAUCUGCUCCGUAUGUUUGGGAACUAUCAACUAUCCUGCAGACAAUUUUUCGCGAUGCCCAUCCAGCCAUUCCGGCGGAGCUAUGCGACAGGGACGGAUCGGUCAUACAUAAGUGGGCGGUGCAGGUAUCGUUUCUGCGAAGAAAGUUAUUCCUGCUUCGUUUUUCGAAAGUCGACUUUACAGGCCAAUGACCUUCCUGCGCUGUGAGCUUACGUGUAGAUCAACUGGCUCAUGUUGGGACGAUGGGAACUAUGCGCCGCUCUGCGCACCUUCACUGCAUGCCCUUGCGCAAGAUAAAUAUGUUGCUUGGGAGACACCCAUUGGCCCAUCUCGUUUUUUCCCCGUCAAAAAUGUUCAUAUCUUUGGAAGUGAUCAAGAACAGUUUCUUGCAUCUACACUCACGUCCUCGACUUGACACGAACAACGGUCUAUAAGUUGAUCCACGAGGUAGGUCCGUUCUGCCGCGACAACGUAAAUCCUGUUGUUGUAGUCGAGUACGUGUGAUGCGGUGGAGGCUCAGGGAAAGCGAGGACGGAUUGGGUUGGUUGGUUCGUUGGACGGCUUUAUACCUCUUUGCGCGACCUUUUUCUUCUCUUUCUUUACGUAUCAUAGAUAACCUAGGAAUCAACAAAUCCCCAUAUUUCCUCUGCAAGCAUUUGUUCUUGUUGUACGAGGAAUCUGUUGAAGGCCCUAUGGACUGGUUACUCUUUGUCUUCACGGCAAUUCGACUUCGCAAGGCCCCAUUUUGGGACUUCAAUCAGAUUACAGCGCUUUCGAUCGGCAUCGAGACAGGGUUGGACUCUUUUCUCGAGGAAGUUAAUGUUGACGAAGAAGACCUGUUGGCAACAACAGCGACGACACUAGCGACCUUGCUUUCCCCGGCCAUUUCAGCGGCACAGGCGUACCCGAAUUUUGCGUUGACGAUCAACUGAGUUCAUUGCAAGAACAGGAACUGUCAGCCAAUGCUGAGAAAGCUGUCUCGACAUCGAUGGAAAUAUCCGCAAUGUACCAAGAACUUUCGAUAGCAGCUGCUCAACAAGCAAAAUGCCAGGAGCUGAUGGUUGCAGAAUAUUGAAAGAAGCAAGCUGAAGGUGUUGCAUAAAUGUGUUUGGGGGAGAGGGGAGGUUCGGGGAUUGUGGAAUGGGAUAACUAUGAUGUCAGAUGAAGUAACCGACGAUGUGCUUAUAGUUUUGCGAGGAGAGGAAGAUGAGGGAGAAGCACCGAAGGCUACCAAGGGGGAGAUAUUGGGGAAGUGCUUGGAAAUUAGGAAGUUUUGAAUGAUAUGACGGUCAUAGCCAAGGACCCAAAUAGGCUUAGUGGGCUACAAAGGCACUUGGUGGAGUACUACACGGAGCCGCGAUCCGUGCACUGAGGCUCCAGGCAAUUCAAGACGGUUUGGAAAGCAAGGACGGCAGUGCUGAUGAGAUGAGAAAUACUUUGGAGGAGGAGGAAUAGUAGAUGAAAGCGGACUAUUGCGAGGGAUCAUUCUGGACAGGGUGCUAAUAAGGGGGAAGAAGAGGGUGUACGAUAGGGCGCCUGUGUACAGUCGGCCGGUCAGUCCUCCAACGAGGAAGGACCAAUUCAAUCCCCCGACUCAUUACCAACUCCCCCCCAACCCCCCAGUUCAAGAAUCAGCAACCUCUGUUCCCCCCUCCACAUCCGAUCUCGUCCAGCUCAGGAUGCUGGAGAUCCUUGAAAGGUUCUCAACGAACACCACCUCUAUCACUACCAACUCUAGGGCGCCCGAAACCAGGCACCUAGCCAAAGAACCUGACUCGUUUAGUGGGAAUCCCACCGAGUUAGAAAACUUCCUAACCUCCUGUGUCCUUUAUAUGGACUGCUACCCAGGGACCUUCAACAGUGACAAGGCAAAAAUCAACUUCAUUAUCAGCCAUUGCCGGCAUAAGGUAAUGAAAUCCCUCCGCCCGCUGAUGAACCGUGCACAGCAACCGGAACUCCUCCAAAAUUACGAGGAAUUCCUUAAGUACCUCCGUCGCCAUUGGGGAGACCCAGACGAGAAGUGGAACGCUAAAAGAGAAAUACGGAACCGGCAAGAGCGACGUUACCUCUCUGGUUACAAGGAUCCUGGUGGUUUGACCAACAUCACCCUUCGAUUCUUUAAACCCAACCUUCCUGCCCAUGUCCAACCCAUGGACGCGGGAAUCAUCAGUGCCUUUAAGUCUCGUUACCGAGCCAAGGUCAUCCCGUUCGCUCUUGCAAAUUACGAAGACGGUGUACCUCCACACCUUUGCUACAAAGUAGACAUCAAGAGUGCUAUGGAAAUGGCCGAUGAUUCCUGGAAUGAGAUCACGGGCGAGACAGUAGAGAACUGUUGGAAGAAGGUCUUGCACGUCCUCAAUUUGGGCCCCGCAUCCCUGAGAAAGAACAGCCAGUAUGGAGCGCCUACCACGGCACAGAGAUCGAAGGCCACUGCGUCUUCGAUCGCUACCAUUAUGUACGCGUCCUCCAUCGUGAAUGGGAUAGCGAAAAUUACGCCAAGAGACUUCCACUAACCGGUUUCAACUCGCCGCUCAGGUACAUUUUGUUCUGUCUGUGGCUCCGAAAAUCGACAAUGUCGAUAUAGCCGUACAUGAUACGGUUUAUCAUUCCGGCAUUUCCUUUUUUCGGAGUCUGGAGGAUGUCGAACAGCAAGCCAUCAUAGACUUCUAUGACGACCAUGCUCGAGACGACCGGGGAGAAGGGGAUGGGAGGAUUAGCAGCAUGUGGCAGAAUUUGUGGAAGUGGAGGUCGCAGCAGAGGAGGGGGGAAUGAUGGUGGCGGAUGAAAUAUGUAAUAAUAUAACCAAUGUAGCUAUGGAGAAUGCUUGCUACGAAGAUGGCUUUGCUCGACAUUCAAAAGUUCUCCUAGCCUGCAGUGCAGCAUUGAAAAGCCAGCAGAUGGUUGUUGAAAUAGUGACAAGGCUAUGGUAAUCCAAACCAAGGUCCUGCAGCAAUCCCAGUCAAGCCUAGUCACCAGUUGGGAAAGAUAAGAACCCCAGGCUAAAGUGGGAUUGAUGGCACAUUAUUUAUGUAUGCAUAUAAAGGUGGACUAAAAGCUUGGAUCGGAAUUGAUGGCAGCUUAUGUAUGCA